Messenger RNA from Thalassophryne amazonica, 2283 nucleotides. It is a transcript of the gene frmd8, whose product is annotated as FERM domain containing 8. The transcript has 11 exons. Lineage: Eukaryota; Metazoa; Chordata; Actinopteri; Batrachoidiformes; Batrachoididae. Gene Ontology annotation, cellular component: cytoskeleton; plasma membrane. The record is from RefSeq and is a predicted model, not a curated record. Gene Ontology annotation, biological process: negative regulation of canonical Wnt signaling pathway.
AGUUGAAGCUAAAGCGAAGCGUUAAGUUAACGCCAUAUUACUUAUAACAUUAGCGUUGUCUGAUUAAUAGCAUAUUCGGCGAUUGAAAACAACGAAUUGGCACGGUAAGAAAUGGAAGGUGACGAGUGCAGUUUUGCUCCAGAUUCAGACAGUCACUCUCAAAGAGGAAGCGUUGCUUCUUCUGCGACACUUACCCGUGCUCAGGACGUGUUUAUAUACCUGUUUGGAGACAGUGCAGUGCAUUUAAAUGUUGAAGGGCUCUGUAGCAUCACUGUGCAUGAGUUGGCCCGCAGUGUUUGUGAUGCCCUCCACAUUCCUGAUUCUGCACAGGAUGUGUUUGCCUUCUGGCUGUGUUCUCCUCUGCUUGAGUUGCAGUUAAAACCGCGACAUCAGCCUUAUAAAUUGUGUCGGCAGUGGCAGGACUUGCUGUAUCGCUUCACGGAGGCUUCAGAAGAGGACAUAUCACAAGAUGAGCCGUGUCUCCAAUACCGUAGAAACGUGUUUUAUCCCAAGUCUAAAGAGCUGCAGAUUGAAGAUGAUGGUGUACUGAAGCUUCUGUAUGAAGAAUGCAGAAGCAACAUCCUCAUGGGCCGAUAUCCCUGUGAUCCUGAACACUGGAUGAGUCUCGGAGCUUUAUCUCUAGCCUUGGAUAAAGGAACUGGACUGGACAACCAAGAAGUUACUGCAGUUAUUAGAGAAAAGAAGCUGUCUUCCUUUCUGCCUGCACAUGUCAUAAUGGGAAGUGGGGGUUUGUUCUCCACUCUGAGAGGCAAAUCAAGCCGCCAUGCUGAACUGGAGCAGAACCUGUUGCACGAGUACCAAAAGAUUACGACGUCUGCAGGAAACGCUCCAGAGCCUAACCAGCUCCUACACCAGUACCUCAGUACAUGUCACACUCUGCCUUACUACGGGUGCGCUUUCUUCUUUGGGGAGAUUGACAAACCAGUGCAGGGGAUUCUCCACCGAGGAGGACGCAAAGGUGUUAGUGUUGGAAUCUGCCUGGAAGGUGUUUAUGUAAUGGACAGCAAAGAGAAGCAUGUGCUACUCGGUCUGCGUUUCAGCGAGCUGUCCUGGGACCACAGCUACCCUGAGGACGAGAGGGACUCGCACAUUCUCUGGCUCGAGUUUGAUGGUGAAGAAGAUGGCACUCCUGUCAAUAAAUUGCUCAAGAUCUACUCAAACAAGUAGUAAAUGGCAGAGCUGAUGAGCGGCUUCAUUGAAUUUUGCGUGGAGCUGAAAUCCACGUCUGAUGGAGCAGCUGCAGCUGGAACAGACGGUGAAGCAGGUCUGUCCCAGCAGCCUGCUGGAACAGGGAGCAGCAAGAACAGCUGUGGCGGCCGGCGCGGCUUGCUGCGCAGACAAAACAGUGUCGUGUGCAGCCGGGUCCAUUCUCUGAACACUAUAAGCUACGUGGACAACGGUGAGUUCAUGUGUUCCACUUUUUAGGCAAAGAAAAUAAAACGCUUGAAGCCUAAAAGAGCCACUUCCUUCUUCGCCCGGCAGCCAUCUUCAACGAUGUACUCGGCGGUGCAAGUUACUGAGAGUCUGGAGCAGGGUUAAAGUUUCCCAUCAGCUCAGCUUCCUGCUUCUCAGAGACCAAACCUGAACACUUUACACUGGGAUUUAAAGACUUAAUACGAGCUUAGCACAUCGAAAAACAUAUGAACGUGCAAAGGACCAAGUGAGGGAUCCAAGUGUGAAUCACCGUAUUUAUCUUUGUGCAUUAAUACAGUCCUGUGAAAGAACAUUUAGUCAGUAAGUUGUGCUUCCACAUUCAGGCUGAUGCGGGCCGACAGUCUGAGAUAAACGUUGGUUAUCGCAGCACUGGUUUGAUGCCAUCUCUCAUCUUAUAUGAGAUUGCAUUACAUGCAUGCUGAUUUAUAAGAUGUAUUCACAAAGUUAAAAAUUUGUCUCUUCCCCUCAAAGUUAUGAAACAACCGCAUAACGUUUUUAGAGUCGGCAAUGACAGGCACUUUGACAGAACAGUUUCAGGGAGUGUUCUCUCACUGUUCUGCAUUUUCAUACUGCCAGUGCCUUGUUUACACAAAGGUCGACACCUUAGAAACAAACUGGUUGAAAUGUUCAUUCAUUUUUUAUUUUUUUGAGAGCAUUGGCUGUGUUGUAAGAAUGUGCUUAUAGCUGUGGGGUUUUUCUUUUUGUUGCUUCUACUAACUGAACAGUGUGAGCGUAACCCUGUCAGAUAACAUAACCAACACUCAUAAACACAUUACAGUAUUCACUGCAGUGGCAAAACAGACUCAAAACUACCCAAAGUUAACAAAG